Molecule: messenger RNA, 795 nt
Organism: Parasteatoda tepidariorum (common house spider)
Lineage: Eukaryota; Metazoa; Arthropoda; Arachnida; Araneae; Theridiidae
Source: RefSeq, a predicted model, not a curated record
AUGGCUAUGCUUCAAGAAAAAGAAAAAGAAGCCAUAGAAUUGGAAAUGGCCCGAAUGGCUCAUGAAUUGGAAAUGGCCAGAUUACAGGCGCAAGAUCGAGAAUCGACAAUUCAUAAUAUCGCCAAUUCAAGUUCAAUUAAUGCCGAAGCUGUUAAUGCUAGGAGAAAAUUUACGUUACCAAAGCUGGAGUUCAGGCAGUUUGGCGGCGAUGUCAAGGAAUGGCUUCCUUUUUGGAGCCAAUUUCAGCACAUAGAUAAGGAUGCGGAUAUUGCCCUUGAAGACAAAUUCCAUUAUCUGAUACAAGCUACUGUGAUGGGUUCCAGAGCGAGAGAGAUUGUAGAAAGUUUCCCGCCAACGGGGGCAAAUUAUACUAAAGCCAUCGAUAGUCUGAAAUCGAGAUUUGGAAACGAGGAUCUUUUGGUGGAGAUAUACGCAAGGGAACUUCUCAAAUUAAUUAUUAAUGUUCAGUUGAAUAGAUCUUUUCCGCUUACUUCCUUAUAUGAUAAGCUGGAAAUAUAUUUAAGAGCUUUGGACACUCUCGGGGUUACUACAGACAAGUGCGCAUCUAUUCUCUACCCGAUGGUAGAAUCCUGUUUUCCGGAAGAAUUUUUGAAGCCCUACCAUCGGAGUAAUUCUUUAACUCCAAAAUUAGAAGCCAAAGAAAGGCUGAACAAACUGAUGGUGUUUUUAAAGGAAGAAGUGGAGGGUGAAGCCCUAAUUAAUUUAGCUAUGGAAGGUUUUGGCCUGCUUAAAGUGAAAGAUAAUAAGGUUGCUAAGAAGGAAAAAGUUGAAUAA